Messenger RNA from Ziziphus jujuba (common jujube), 760 nucleotides. Its product is annotated as olee1-like protein. Lineage: Eukaryota; Viridiplantae; Streptophyta; Magnoliopsida; Rosales; Rhamnaceae. The record is from RefSeq and is a predicted model, not a curated record. The transcript is spliced from 2 exons. The coding region runs from base 38 to 541 and encodes 167 amino acids.
CUUUACAAUCAUUUCAAUACCAAGAGGAAGAGAAAAAAUGGCUAGGGCUUUGGUUGUCGUUGCUCUCAUUGCCACAACUAUUUCUCUAAGUUUGUCAUCUGUCCUCUGCUCCGAUGCAUCUGAACACUUCUUCGUGGAAGGCAAGGUCUAUUGUGAUACAUGCAGAGUCCAAUUCGUCACAAGGGUUAGCGAAUAUUUACCAGGUGCAAAGGUUCGCUUGGAAUGCAGGCAACGCAACGACAGCACCUUGACAUACUCAACGGAGGGCGAGACGGACAAGAAUGGCGUUUACACGCUACCUGUGGAUGGUGAUCAUGAGGAAGAGAUUUGUGAGGUGAAGGCUUUGAAGAGCCCCAGGGAAGAUUGCAAUGAACAUUUUGCGGAUUACGAUCAAAAAGCGAGAGUUGUGCUGACUGACAAAACCGGUGUGACGAACAUAGCUCGCUAUGCAAGCCCUCUUGGUUUCAUGAAGAAAGAAGCUCUACCAGUCUGCGCAGAAGUUCUUAAGGAGUUGUUCCCUCCUGAGGAAGAAGAUGCUUGAACAACAAAAGGAUAAUAUAUAUAUAUAUAUAUAUAUAUAUAGCAAAGCCGAUCUUUUUUCGGCCUUUGUAAUUAAAAAUAAUCUUCAUUUAUACUUGAAUCGGACUCGAACUUCUAUAUGUUGUUUUUCAAAAUAAGAUAUCUUUACAAAGAAAUCUGAUGCUAUAGUAUUUAUGGGUUAUUUUCUAUAUAUAUUAUACGAUUUUUAGUUUUUUUUUUU